UUUACUACCGUAUGCGGUUUCGGCUGGCCGCGUGGACCCUCCUCCUCACCGAAUGAGAGGCAAAGCUCGGAAAUGCUUCUAACUUCACAAGUUUUCUGUUAUUUAUUUGUUUAGUAUUUUAUGUUUCUGUUAAUAGUUCAGAGUGGCACUUUAUUUGGAGUGUGUACAGUUUGUUGCUGCAUGCGGAGAGUUUGACGAGCCGCGGCAGUUCAUGCAGGAGUCUGAGAGAGACACUGGAGCAGCAGCACCUGGUUGACAUGAACUUCCCGCCAAGCAAGAGACUGAAGGGCCAUCAGGUACCAGCUGAACCCGACCCGUUCGACGAUGACAUCGGUUUCACCCAGGACGACCUGGAGCAGAUUGACAUCAUCGCGUCGCAGGCCGUCCCCGGAGACGGCAGGUCGAAGAGAACGUUUGCUUCUGUAUUCGCUUGCGCUGAUGAGGAAAGCAAAGCACCUGUGAAAUCCGGCCGGAAAACAUUUGCCAUCGGAGACGGCUGCAGCCCGAACAACAAUAAAGAAGUGCAAAGAAAAGAUGUGUUCGCGGACGGACGUUCCAGUAAAGAUGGAGAAGAUCUGUUCUAUAAGCAGUUAGAGCAACAGCAAGCAGACCUGAAGAAAAAGCUGAAGGAGGUGGAGGAGGAGAUCCUGAUGAAGAACGGAGAGAUCCGAGUGCUGCGUGACUCCCUGAAACAGAUCAAUCAGAGGGAGCAGCAGCAGCAGACCCAGCUCGCCCUGGAGAAAGGGAAAGCUCGCGCUCGGAGCGAAAGCGAGAAGGAGCUGUCCAGGAAGAUGCAGUCGCUGCAGUCAGAGUUGCACUUUAAAGAAGCCGAGAUGAAUGAAAUGAAAGAGAAACUUCAGAGCGCUGAGCGCGGAGGAAAGAAGCCCGGCACACCUGCACCAAACAUUGUUCACUCUCCUGCGAGUCAAGCGUUCAUGACUAAAGAAAACUUCUCAGCCAAAUUCUCCAAGAAAACAUCUCCUGUCAAAAAAGGCCAUUUAUUAGAGCACAUUUCCUGUCUGCUGACAGAAGAGCCACGAUUGGACCGAACCCUUGGCUCCGAUCACCAACCAGAAGGCUGUGUGUUACUGAAGCUGCUGCUGCAGCAGCCGCUGGAUCCGAGCGCUUUGGGUCUGUGUCACCUGCUGUCCAUCAGCCCGGACGCUCUGCCAAACAUCCCGUCACAGCACGGAUACAUCAGCCUGGGAUCUUUGGCAACUUCCAGCUCGUCCUCCACAGAAUUCAGAUCGUUUCACCGUCCUCAAGCUCAGUUCCACCAGCUGCAGAGUCUGGCUGCGUCUGCUCUGUCCGCGUUAGCUCUCCAUCACCCCCAUAGUGUCCCACAUAACCCAGACGCUGCUCUCCAAAUCACCCAGCGCUCCUGUCCGUCCGCGGUGCACUUCCUGCCCCUGCUCAGCUUCCACAUCAGCACAUACUGUCAGUCGCUGGAGAGCUCAGCGAGGGCCUCGCUCCACGGCAGCUCUCCGUCGGGAUCGUCUGACUCCAGUCUGGAGGAGUCUCUCAGCGGACAGGAGGAGCUCGCCCUGGCCGCCCUGAAAGCGCUCUGUCAUAUAGUGUGCUACAGCAGCGAGGCUCUGGAGGGGGUUUUGUGUCAUCAGGAGGACGUGAACCAGCCACAGGGUUCGAAAAAUCUCCUCAGCGCCUAUGAACAUCUGAACGGGGAGACGCAGACACAGCUGCCUCUUCUCAGGAGGAUCCUACAGCUGGCAGAUCCGGCCUUCAUUACCUCCGCUGGCCAGAGGCAGGCGCUAGUGAGCGCUAGUUUGAAGACGCUUCGUUUGCUGGCUGAGAGAGCGCAGGACAACCAGCUCUUGAGACUCCAGGUGGUGAUGUCAAGUCAAGUGUUGUCUAAAUGUCUGACUCUGGAGACGUCCUACAGAACUGUCCAUCUGUGUGUGAGAUUUCUGUCGUUUAUCAUCUAUAAUGAAGAGAUGGCCACUAAACUCUGCUCACAUGAAUAUCCAUGUACUUUCCUCAAAAUGUUCCAGUACAUCACCUCUAGACCGGAUAAAUCCGCUUCUGAGGAUGAGUGGUCUCGUUUAGAACUAGAGUUCAUCCGGUUAUUAACCAAACUGUUCACACAGAAGACAGGAACAUGGGCGGCUCUGUGUGAAUCAUCCUGCCAGUGUAUUAAUGAGGUGGUGCGGACAGUUGUUGUGGUUUUACACAAACAAUGGCUGAAAACAAAAGGCAGAGGAAGUCACACAGUGGGUAAUCGGAGCUGGACGAGUCCUGGAUUGCAGGUACUGCGAGAAGCUCUGAUGUUACUGCACUGGCUAUUGUUGAAGGACUCGUCUUUUUCCGAACACUGUCUGGACGUCCUGCACAUGUACGAUCAGGUUAUUCCUGCCAUCAGAGACACGUUCCGUCUGGUCCCAGAUCUGUCUGAGAGCGAAGAACUGGCUCUGGAGGAGAUCUGCAGAUCUGAAACGGAGUAUGUUGAAGACAUGGAUAUGGAAACAGGGUCAUAAUGAUCAAACACAAAGUCAAUUUUCCCU
Cyprinus carpio (common carp) is the source of this 2519-nucleotide messenger RNA. RefSeq names its product ATR-interacting protein-like. Lineage: Eukaryota; Metazoa; Chordata; Actinopteri; Cypriniformes; Cyprinidae. The record is from RefSeq and is a predicted model, not a curated record. Gene Ontology annotation, biological process: DNA repair; DNA damage checkpoint signaling.